AUGCUCCCGGGCGGCACAUGGGGCUCAGCCCAGGUCCGCAGCCUCGGGACCCUCCCGGUGCCCCGGCAGGGCUGCGCCGGUCCCCCGAGCUCCCUGCGGGGCCGAGCGAGCCUCCCUGGCCGUGCUGCCCCCGCCGACAGGCCCCCUCUCACCCUUCGGCCGGGCGGGGAGGCAGCAAGCACAAAGAGAGGGCUUGAAAAUACCUCCGUGAUCGACAUCGGGCACCACGCGAGGCUUCGGCAGAGCAGAGGUACACAGCUUGCUUCAGACAGUCGUUGUCUCCAGAAAAAUUUCGAAAAUACUUAUUCUGCUAAGCUGCAUUUCCUUCGAAACCUCACUGCAGCGUUUUCUACUGAGGAAACACCCGACAGCUUUUGGCGACAAAAAGAUGUCCCCUCCGACAGCCGCCGACGCUCGCUUCCCGUUUUUCCCCGGAGAGCGCAAACCCAGCCCGGUUUCGCCGCCGCCGCCGCCUUCGCCCGGCGGGACCGCGGCCCAUCCGCAGAGCCUGGGCCGGCCGCUACCGGGGAGGGGCCGCCGCCCGCUCGGUCCUCCGCGGCACCGGAGAGCCAGGCGGGGACAAAUCUGGCUUGUAAAAGAGGGAUCAGCCGCCCCCUCUCCGCCCGUCCAGUUCCGCACGCGCGGGCCGGGAGCGCCCCGGGAGUGGGGACUCAGCUCGGCACCCGGGGCUGCGCUUGGCGCCCAUCGCCCAUCACCCAUUGCCCACCACCCACCACCCAGCCCCCAUCGCCCAGCACACAUCGCCCAUCACCCAUCGCCCAGCCCCCAGCACCCAUCACCCAGCCCCCAGCGCCCAUCGCCCGUCGCCCAGCGCCCAGCGCCCAGCACCCAUCACCCAUCACCCAGCACCCAUCUCCCAUUGCCCAUCUCCCAUCACCCAUCACCCAGCGCCCAUCGCCCAUCACCCAGCGCCCAUCUCCCAUCUCCCAUCACCCAUCACCCAGCGCCCAGCGCCCAUCACCCAUUGCCCAGCGCCCAGCGCCCAUUGCCCAGUGCCCAUUGCCCAGCGCCCAGCGCCCAUCGCCCAGUGCGCAUUGCCCAGCACCCAUCGCCCAUCGCCCAGCGCCCAUCGCCCAGCACCCAUCGCCCAUCGCCCAGCGCCCAUCGCCCAGUGCCCAGUGCCCAUCACCCAUUGCCCGGGCAGUGGGCCCGCUUUGCUGUCCUCUGGAGGCAGGAGGAGAGGAGGUCUUGUUUCACUUUUAA
Agelaius phoeniceus (red-winged blackbird) is the source of this 1224-nucleotide messenger RNA. The record is from RefSeq and is a predicted model, not a curated record. NCBI's taxonomy places the organism in Eukaryota, Metazoa, Chordata, Aves, Passeriformes, Icteridae.